GCGUGUGGCGCCAAGAUGGCAGCGUUCUCCGAGAUGGGUGUUAUGCCAGAAAUAGCUCAAGCUGUAGAAGAGAUGGACUGGCUUCUUCCCACAGAUAUUCAAGCUGAGUCUAUCCCCUUAAUUCUAGGAGGUGGCGAUGUCCUUAUGGCUGCAGAAACAGGGAGUGGAAAGACUGGUGCUUUCAGCAUUCCAGUUAUCCAGAUUGUUUAUGAAACACUGAAGGACCAGCAAGAAGGCAAGAAGGGAAAAGCAACCAUCAAAACUGGUGGGGCUGUGCUCAACAAAUGGCAAAUGAACCCAUAUGAUAGAGGUUCAGCUUUUGCAAUUGGUUCUGAUGGUCUCUGUUGCCAAAGUAGAGAAGUAAAGGAAUGGCAUGGGUGCAGAGCAACCAGAGGAGUGACUAAAGGAAAAUACUAUUACGAAGUAUCCUGUCACGAUCAGGGCUUGUGCAGAAUUGGUUUCUCCACCAUGCAGGCUUCAUUAGAUUUAGGCACUGACAAAUAUGGCUUUGGGUUUGGUGGAACUGGAAAGAAGUCUCAUAACAAACAGUUUGACAGUUAUGGUGAGGAAUUCACCAUGCAUGAUACAAUUGGAUGCUAUCUAGAUCUAGAUAAAGGGCAAAUAAAGUUUUCCAAAAAUGGUAAGUUCUUUCCUUUUCUUUUUGAAAUCCCACCACACGUAAGGAACCAAGCACUCUUUGCAUCCUGUGUUUUGAAGAAUGCUGAACUGAAAUUCAAUUUUGGUGAAGAUGAAUUCAAAUUUCCACCAAAAGAUGGUUUUAUUGGUCUUUGCAAAGCUCCUGAUCGUGAUGUGGUAAAAUCCCAGCACACAGGAAGUGCACAGGUGGCUCAAACACAGAACCUUCCUAAUGCUCCUAAAGCAUUAAUUGUGGAACCAUCCAGAGAGUUAGCAGAACAAACUCUGAACAAUGUGAAACAAUUCAAAAAAUAUGUAGAUAAUCCCAAAUUAAGGGAACUGUUGAUUAUUGGUGGUGUUGCUGCAAGAGAUCAGCUGUCUGUAUUGGAACAAGGUGUAGACAUAGUUGUGGGAACCCCUGGAAGACUGGAUGACCUUGUGUCAACUGGAAAGCUUAAUUUAUCUCAAGUUAGAUUCCUGGUUCUUGAUGAAGCUGAUGGCCUCCUCCUUCAAGGUUAUUCAGAUUUUAUAAACAGGAUCCACAGUCAGAUUCCUCAGAUAACUUCAGAUGGAAAGAGACUGCAGGUGAUUGUGUGUUCUGCAACUUUACAUUCCUUUGAUGUAAAGAAACUGUCUGAGAAGAUAAUGCAUUUUCCCACCUGGGUUGAUUUAAAAGGAGAAGACUCUGUCCCAGAAACUGUGCACCAUGUAGUUGUACCUGUGAAUCCCAAAAAUGACAAACUGUGGGAAAGACUUGGCAGGAAUCAUAUCAGGACUGAUGAGGUACAUGCAAAAGAUAAUACACGACCUGGGGCUAACACUGCAGAAAUGUGGUCUGAAGCUAUUAAAAUCCUAAAGGGAGAGUAUGCUGUUCGAGCAAUCAAGGAACACAAGAUGGAUCAAGCAAUUAUUUUCUGCCGAACUAAAAUAGACUGUGAUAACUUGGAGCAGUACUUCAUCCAGCAAGGAGGAGGCCCAGAUAGGAAGGGACAUCAGUUCUCAUGUGUGUGUUUGCAUGGUGACAGAAAGCCUCAAGAAAGAAAACAAAACUUGGAAAGAUUUAAGAGAGGAGAUGUCAGGUUCUUGAUCUGCACUGACGUAGCUGCUAGAGGAAUUGAUAUUCAUGGUGUUCCUUAUGUUAUCAAUGUCACUCUUCCUGAUGAAAAACAAAAUUAUGUUCAUCGAAUUGGCCGAGUUGGCAGAGCUGAAAGGAUGGGUCUGGCAAUCUCUCUUGUGGCAACAGAAAAAGAGAAGGUUUGGUAUCACGUUUGUAGCAGCCGUGGAAAGGGAUGCUAUAAUACUAGACUGAAGGACGAAGGAGGUUGUACCAUAUGGUACAAUGAGAUGCAGCUCUUGGGAGAGAUUGAAGAGCAUCUGAACUGUACUAUUUCCCAAGUUGAGCCAGAUAUUAAAGUACCAGUAGAUGACUUCGAUGGGAAGGUUACAUAUGGACAAAAAAGAGCUUUGGGCGGUGGUCUUUAUAAAGGCCAUGUGGAUAUUUUGGCACCUACAGUGCAAGAGUUGGCUGCCCUUGAAAAAGAAGCUCAGACAUCUUUCUUGCAUCUUGGCUACCUUCCUAACCAGCUGUUCAGAACAUUCUGAUUGUGUCACACUUCAGGCAAGACUUAAGUAAUAGAGGUUACACACUGAAAAUACUGAAAUCCUGUGCUGCCUGUGAGCAGCAGUAUUUACAAUAACUCUAAAAAUAAAUAAAAUAAACUCACUAUUCUUGCAUGUCAAACAGCAUUGUUCAAGGAUGUAGACUGUAUUAGCUAUCUUAAAAGUUGACCUAAUAAAAGAAGAAUUACUCCCAAAUAA
This is a messenger RNA of Gavialis gangeticus (Gharial), 2454 nucleotides long. RefSeq names its product DEAD-box helicase 1 (gene DDX1). Bases 16 to 2238 code for a protein of 740 amino acids. The record is from RefSeq and is a predicted model, not a curated record. Gene Ontology annotation, molecular function: RNA helicase activity; nucleic acid binding; ATP binding. The transcript has 26 exons. Lineage: Eukaryota; Metazoa; Chordata; Crocodylia; Gavialidae.